AUGGCAGCCUCUCGCGUAGAUUCUGAAGUUGGAGAAUAUCAACUAACAUCUGCGACAACUGCGGUAUUAUCGAGAUCAUCGAGCGAAGCUCGCGUAGUCAAAUCUUGGACUGACUAUAAUCAUUGCGCCAAAUAUGUCAAAGAGCCUCUCAGUCGAUCAAAAUUUUACGAUCAUCCAGCAAAACAAUCCAAUAAUGGCAAUGGCGUUACUGGAAAUUAUUACAUACAAGAUAAUGAAGAACAAUCAGAUCAAGAAGAAAAAUCUAUUUCCGAAAAUAAAAUUUAUGUUGCCAACAGAUUAGACGUUAACGAAGAUACAAAUUGCGAUAAAAUGAAUAACGAUAUUAGUAAUACCAUCAAUGACCAUAAGUUAGUUACAUGCAAGAAAAAUAACGAUUCGAGAGGUAAACUUGAAGUUAAAUGCACGAACUCGCUAAAUCAUGAAAUCAAAAGAACUCAACAAAUAUUCAAUAAAGGUAAUCAAACUAUCUUCGAUAAUGAAUAUAACGAAAGACAAGUGUGUACAGUUCGUGAAAUAAAAAUCGUAACUGCAUCGACGAACAACUGCAUAAACAACUCAUCCGAAUCAAUAUACUAUUCCCAGGAUGUCGAUAAAACGAUCGGAUCGAGCAAAUGCAAGCACACCAGGGAUAUCGAGAGCCGUAAAAAUGACGGUGACGAAGACGGGAUGGAAAUCAGUUCGCCGCGGAGUCGCGUGUAUCCUCACGGGGAUAAUGUCAUUGUAUCCGCCGCCACGUCGAGCACAAACGCAUUUCAAGAACAUCCUCGAGGUGAAACGUCUCGUAAGGUCGUUCACUCCUCCGUCAAAGACAGUAGCACCCCCGGAAAACCGCAACGAUCCGCAUCCGUGAGGAAUGCUAUUGACGAUCGAGGAGAGUCGAGGAAUCGAAAAACGGAUAUCGACAUCCUCUGCGCCGAAGAUAAAAAAAGUAGCAACGCAAGAAAAUGCGAAAACUGCGGGAAAUCACACUUCUCUUAUGGUCGGUACUCUCGUUUGUGGAAGUAUUCGGAGUAUUUGAAUCGUGAAAAGGCGAAUCAAGACGCGGCCAAGAUCGUCGUUAAUCAGUCCGAUUCGACAAAACUGAUGUCACCGAUCGCUACCGUAGCACUUCGUCGCAGUCGAUCGUUACCGCGGUUGUCGAUUCAUGACAGUGGAGUUGCUUGCAGCGAUCAUGCACCAGCGGUACCGGAGCAGACGCACGCGGCACCUCGUCAGUUGGUUGCGGAUCUCAGACAAUUGCUCACACUGAAGCAACAUUACUACCCGGAGGGUGGCUGGGGCUGGGUAAUUCUUCUUGUGGGUUUACUAGUACAAAUUUUGUCGCACGGCGUGCAUGGUGCUGUCGGCAUCUUUCUUCAGCAAGUGGAAGUCAGAUUCGGCCCCCACGUGCAUCUACAGGCAGGAUGGCUGGGGGCAAUGUCGACGGGUGUCGCCCUGCUCGUGUCGCCGAUUACAAUAGCGUUUUGCCGAAAAAAAAGUACGAGAGUAACAGCAGUCUUGGGCGGUCUCGUUACCGCCCUCGGUUGCCUUUUCACUUCCUUCGCCUCGCAAUUUCAUCAAUUGUUCUUCAGCUACGGCACCGUCGUUGGGAUUGGGGUUGGAAUGACACGAGACUGUAGUACGCUGAUGGUAGCUCAGUAUUUCAAGAGGAAGAGAGAAUUGGUUGAAAUUUUUAUCGUCUCAGGAAGCGGCUUAGGUAUAGCAGUUAUGUCUGCUUUUAUAAAAGGAGCAAUCACUAAAAUCGGAUGGCGACUUGGCCUUCAAGCUGUCACGGGGGUAGUCUUUCUCACUUUUAUUCUCGGCACUUUUUACCGUAGCGCUUCACUGUAUCAUCCUCAACGAAGAGCAAUUUUACACUUGAAAAAUCAAAAACGCAAGAUAAAGGACAAAAACAAGGCCACCGAUAAACCACCGUUUUUCGAUUUUAGCACUUUAAAAAGUAAAACGGUGCGGAUUCUUUUGGUGUCUACCAGUAUUUCGGCAUUCGGAAUUAAUACGCCGAUAUUUUAUCUGGCACAUCAAGCGGAAGAAGAAGGUCUUGGUGAUACUGUCGUCCUACUACAGGCUUAUCUCGGGUUAGCUUGGACUCUUGGUUGCGUAGCUUUUGGACUUCUAGUCGUUCAUCGCAACGUUGAAUGCAGGAUAGCCCGCCAAUAUCUUACACAAGCAGCAGUCUUUGUGUGCGGACUUUGCAUUCUCGCUCUUACUGCCGUUCAAGGAAAUUAUCACGGAUACGUUAUGUUCGCGUGGAUUUACGGCAUCUUCUGCGGUGGCUAUCAUUACAGUCUGAAGAUGUAUACAUACGAAAGAGUAAGAGCGCGAAACUUUGCUAGAACAUGGGGUUUUGUUCAAUGCUCUCAAGCGAUACCAAUUGCAAUCGGAGUACCAAUAUCAGGAUACAUAAAUGUGGGUUGUGGUGGUAAGGCUGGCUAUUACUUCAGCUCAACAUGUGUUCUGGUUGGCAGUUUUACACUCUUCUUCAUUGAUUUGCAUAGAAGAAAUUUGUCAAGACAUAAACACACCAGAGCUAAUGGUAAAAAACAUAUAUGCUCCUCGGACAGUUGUCCUCAACGACGAAGAUUGUCGUUCAGUCAAGAACCUAAAAACGAGGGAACUCACGUAGCCGCUGCUGGAGCAGCCGGAACGACGGCUGCAGCACUCAUUCUAGGGGCCGAUAUUGCUCCAGCACAAGGUGAAGGGAUAGACGCUUUAGGAAUAGAUAAACCGGAACUCACGUGUAUCUCGGAGGAAGGUAUCGCUGACAUGGAUUUACCUGAUAAUUUACUGGAGGAUUUCGAUUACAUAGGCGAUUGUUUAACUUCGUGCAACAAGGUCGAGAACUACCUUAUGCUCUCGGAAUUCGAGAACAAUCUGAUUGCUGAAAUGCCAAUUAUUAUGGAUCGUUGUGGACGCAGAUGGUCCCUGGGCCGAUCCAAGACAAAUCAAUCCAAUUGUGGUCAGAUUAGUGGCGUUCCAUCAACAACUAAUGAGCAAGAUGUCAAAUCGAAAUGGCGUUUCAUGAAUGUACCACCUAAUACUAACACCAGAACGAUUACUGUUAUUGACGAAGCUAGUACAUAAUUCCG
Molecule: messenger RNA, 3107 nt
Organism: Trachymyrmex cornetzi
Lineage: Eukaryota; Metazoa; Arthropoda; Insecta; Hymenoptera; Formicidae
Exons: 8
Coding region: 1-3102 (1033 amino acids)
Biological process (GO): transmembrane transport
Molecular function (GO): transmembrane transporter activity
Source: RefSeq, a predicted model, not a curated record